CUGAUGAUUCCAAGUAUUUGUUAGAGUUCUGAAGGACCAUAUAUUAUGUGAGGCAGACUGGAAGCAGAAAUCAACCCAAAGAAUAAAAAGUAGGGUUUAUCCCCAUUAUUUCUGUUUUGAAUCAGACAAAUUUUGGCCCUAGUGCCACACACAGGCGUCUGGAUGAAUGAUUGGGUAGGCCCUGAUGUCAAUGUUGUGGGACCUCUGCAGAUGCCACCAAGUGAUGGCUUCUCCCUGCCCGACGGAUCCCAUUUCUUCGAUAUUCUGGCAGAGCAGAGCAGCCCUCUGCUUCAGGACCAGGAGGUCUUGUCUUUCGGCAGCUAUCCAGGCAUGCAGUACUCCACAAUGGAGCAAUCCAUGCCCUCGCCAUCGUACUACUCCAAUCAGCACUACUAUCCCCAGUACAGCACAGAGGAGUGGUGCUCUCCAUCUUCCAUGCUGGAACUGAGGAAAGGCCAACUGGAAGGAAGCUUUGAGACGGAGCUAGAGGAGCCAACCCCUGUUGUUCCCACUGUGUACAAGAGACCCAGACAUCCUGCCCAUUCAGGCAGGUUCAAAGGAGAAGAACUUUGUGUGGUGUGUGGGGACAAAGCCUCAGGGUACCACUAUAAUGCCCUCACGUGUGAAGGAUGUAAAGGGUUUUUCAGAAGAAGCAUAACUAAGAAUGCAGUAUAUAAGUGUAAAAGUGGAGGAAACUGUGAGAUGGACAUGUACAUGCGCAGAAAGUGCCAAGAAUGCCGACUACGGAAGUGCAAAGAGAUGGGAAUGCUUGCAGAAUGUUUGCUAACAGAAAUUCAGUGCAAGUCCAAAAGGCUCAGGAAAACCCCCAAGACCUCGUCGGAAGAUGGUACAGGAGACGAUGCAGAGAUGGGAGACAGUGGUGAUGCUAAGCAGGUCACGUCCACAACAAAAGCCAUAAAAGAAAAAGUGGAACUAAGUCAAGAUCAACAGGCUUUACUAAAUUAUAUUCUUGAUGCAUACAACAAACAUCGCAUUCCUCCUGAUAUGGCCAAGAAACUGCUUCAAGAACAGUUCAGUACAGAGGAGAACUUCCUGCUUUUGACCGAGAUGGCAACAAGCCAGGUUCAGGUUCUGGUCGAGUUCACUAAAAACAUCCCAGGGUUCCAGUCUCUGGACCAUGAAGACCAAAUCGCUCUUCUAAAGGGUUCAGCAGUUGAAGCCAUGUUCUUGCGUUCAGCCCAGGCCUUUACCAAAAAGAUGCCUCAAGGACACACAGAUGUGCUGGAGGAACGAAUAAGAAAGAGUGGCAUGUCUGAGGAGUUUAUUGUACCCAUGUUUAACUUUUAUAAAAGUAUUGGAAAACUGCAGAUGAUGCAAGAGGAACAUGCUCUUCUCACAGCCAUUACUAUACUUUCCCCAGACCGGCCAUAUAUUAGGGAUCAGCAGGCUGUGGAGCAACUUCAGGAAGCCAUGCUAGAGGUGUUGAGCAAGGUCUGCAAGAUGAAGCGCCCUCAGGAGCCACAGCAUUUUGCUCAGCUGCUGGGUCGAUUGACCGAGCUGCGUACUCUACAUCACCACCAUGCUGAGAUGCUGGAGUCAUGGCGCGUGAACGACCACAAGUUUAACCCACUGCUUUGUGAGAUCUGGGAUGUACAGUGACCCUGCAAGGAGAGCAGGAAGCAAUCAAAACAUUCAAAAACUUUUUGCCAAAUAAAUGGUUUUAGUUCCUGGGAGUUAACUUUCACCUCUAAUAUGUGAGAAACUAAGUGUGAGUGUGAAUGUGAAAAGGCUGGUAAAAUAUUGAAUUUAAUGAAUAUUGUAUGGUCAUCUGUCACUAAAAUGCUUAAUAUAUGUAUGAUAUAAUUGCAAAAUAAAUAUGAUUGUUCAUA
Clarias gariepinus (North African catfish) is the source of this 1850-nucleotide messenger RNA. RefSeq names its product nuclear receptor subfamily 1, group H, member 4 (gene nr1h4). NCBI's taxonomy places the organism in Eukaryota, Metazoa, Chordata, Actinopteri, Siluriformes, Clariidae. Bases 163 to 1620 code for a protein of 485 amino acids. Gene Ontology annotation, biological process: bile acid signaling pathway; positive regulation of transcription by RNA polymerase II; negative regulation of inflammatory response. The record is from RefSeq and is a predicted model, not a curated record. The transcript has 10 exons. Gene Ontology annotation, molecular function: zinc ion binding; bile acid binding; nuclear receptor activity.